AUGUAUAGCCCCUCAUAAGUGUCAAUGCUAAAGGAAGAAUUUCAAGAUAUGGCGAUCCAAAAAUUAAAAAACUUUAAGCUUGAUGAUACAUAAGAGUUAACCAAAUAAAGUAUGGCUGUUAAAUCAAUGCUGUCUCAAAUUGAGAGUACGAUGAAGAAAAUUUGGGAAGAAUUAUCAGAAUCAAUCAAAUAGAUUUAUAAUCUGAUGGAACUGUAAAAUAAAUCAUACAUUGAUCUCAUUAACGAGAAUACAAAUCUUUUUGAAAUUUCAAAUACUGAGUUAGAGAAAUUGAUACAAAUAUUAGAAGGAAAACAAUUAGGUGUUUGGAAUGCUUAGAAAAAUUUUUAUUUGAAAUAGUUGGAAAAAGUGAAGAAUUUAUGGGGAUAAUAAAUUAAGUCUUUUAAUGAAAAGAUUAAGAUAGAAACAUUGGAGAUUUUUUAAUAGCAAUUCAACCCAUCUACUAUUACUACAAAGCCUAUUUAAGAAGAAGUUGAAGUUUAUUAAAUUAAGGAAGAUCUUUAUGAGAUGCUAUCCUACAUUCAGGAUAUAGAUGAAUCUCUCUAUUAGAAGAUUCUUGAUAUAAUUAGAAAAGAGAAAGUUUCAGAUGUUAUUGGAUUCUUGUCUAAGACAAAUAAUCAUCAGUUUUUUUAAUCUUUAAACUGCAAGUAAGAGAAUAUAAAGGAUGUCAAGAAGCAAGUAAAUAAAAUCACAAAUGUCCUGAGGAAUAUUUAGUAUCAUAAAUUUAGUAAGGAUGACUAUUCUUCAAAGACUUAUGAAAAGGCUAGAUCAGAUCUAAUAAAGUAGUUGAAAGAUAAUAAAGGAAUCAUAGAUUUUAUCAAAUUUAUUGUUCUCCUCACAAGCAUAGAUGGUAAGUUUAUUCAAUGUGGAUCAAAUGGUUUGAAUUUAAUAAUAGGCAUGAACGUAGAUAUCAGAAAUCAAUCAUUAGUGAAUAUAAGGAUCAAGAAUACUUCUUUAAUUGGAGGAAACUUAGUAAGAUGCAAUUUAAAUGGAUCAGAAUUUGAAAAUGUAGACAUAAGUGGAGUAAAUUUGAAUGGUGCUUAACUAUUCAAUUGCAAAUGGAAGAACUUGAAAAUCAAUGAGUUGAAUAAAUUGGAUGGUCAUAAAGAGUGUGUGAAUUCACUCUGUUUCUCUCCUGAUGGAAAUACAUUAGCAAGUAGCAGUGGAAAUCUUUAUAAUUACAGUAAUGAUAACUCUAUCCGUCUAUGGGAUGUCAAAACAGGAUAAUAAAAAGCCAAAUUAGAUAGUCAAAAAUAUGCUGUCCGAUCAGUCUGUUUCUCUCCUGAUGGAAAUACAUUAGCUUCUGGUAGUUAUGAUAAGUCUAUCCGUCUAUGGGAUGUCAAAACAGGAUAAUAAAAAGCCAAAUUAGAUGGUCAU
Paramecium primaurelia is the source of this 1395-nucleotide messenger RNA. NCBI's taxonomy places the organism in Eukaryota, Ciliophora, Oligohymenophorea, Peniculida, Parameciidae. The record is from the annotation of a GenBank genome assembly.